Molecule: messenger RNA, 744 nt
Organism: Microthlaspi erraticum
Lineage: Eukaryota; Viridiplantae; Streptophyta; Magnoliopsida; Brassicales; Brassicaceae
Source: the annotation of a GenBank genome assembly
AUGGACCAACAACAGGCGAAAGCAGGCAAAACGGAGAAAGGAGCUCGAUCGAACCACUACGAGUCGAUCGACCUGUCACCAACAGCUCGAUCGACCUAUGAGAGUGAGUCGAUCGACCCAUGCACGUACAGCUCGAUCGAUCCCUCACGGUGCAUGAUCACUAGAUCUCGACGGAGCAACCGCAACGAAGAGCUUCUGAUCCUGUCCAACGCAGAACUUGCAAGAGCAGAACGAGCAAACAGACAACGAAGGCCGAAUCCAGCCGACAUGGGCGAUAACGGCAACCCGAACAUGGCUGCUCAGUUGCAGCAGCUUCAGCAGCAGAUCGAGCAGAUGCGGAAGGCUCAACAAGAUCGAGAACCGCAACCUCGUCCUGCUAUUGGAGACAAGGACAAUCCGCACACCUUCUAUCAAAACCGGUCUGCGAUUGUCCCCCAAACGUCAGAGGCAAGACUUCGAGAUCAAGCCAGGCAUGAUCGCUCUAUGCAAGCUAUUCCCGUUCUCACUUGCCAACAAAGCAUCUCGCUGGCUGAAGUCAUUACCACCUGGUCUUUGACUUCAUGGGACCAAGUUAGAGCAGCUUUCCUGGACCACUUCUACACGAAGUCCAAGAAUGCAGCUCUAAGGACGAAGAUCGCAUCUUUCCAGCAGUAUGAUGGAGAAGCUUUCUGCGAAGCAUGGGAGAGAUACAAGGAGUGCCGAAGAGAGUGUCCUCAUCACGGAUACUCUGACGAGCAGAUCUGA